Nematolebias whitei (Rio pearlfish) is the source of this 1085-nucleotide messenger RNA. It is a transcript of the gene iba57, whose product is annotated as iron-sulfur cluster assembly factor IBA57. Gene Ontology annotation, molecular function: protein binding. The record is from RefSeq and is a predicted model, not a curated record. Gene Ontology annotation, cellular component: mitochondrial matrix. The coding region runs from base 1 to 1083 and encodes 360 amino acids. Lineage: Eukaryota; Metazoa; Chordata; Actinopteri; Cyprinodontiformes; Rivulidae. The transcript has 3 exons.
AUGGGGCUCCUGUGCUUCGUCCGGGGAACGCUCACAGCUCUCGGUGUUCAUGCCAGAAAACACGUCGGUGUGUUCGGGACGCUGCCUCCGAGUCUGUCCGGAGCUCCGGCGGAGAUGAAAAGGUACAGCCAGGACACGGGUAAAGAUGUCCCGGGGCAGUUCGUAUGCUUUCAGCUUCCACACAGGACCGUGCUUAAGGUUCAGGGCCCGGAUACAAGUCCGUUUCUUCAGGGGCUUCUCACCAAUGACAUGGCGCUGCUGGAAGAGCCCGAACCUGCAGCCAUUUACGCCCAUAUGCUGAAUGUGCAGGGAAGAACACUGUAUGACCUCCUGUUGUACAGACUGAAAGACGAUGGUGGCGUACACAGCGUUUUCCUGGAGUGUGACAGCACAGUUACAGAGGCAGUUAUAAAACACUUGAAGGUUUACAAGAUCCGUAGAAAGGUCAACGUCAGCCCCUGUCCAGAGCUCUCUGUAUGGGCAGUGCUUUCCAAGCAGAUCAGCACAAGUCAGCAGCCCAGUAAACCCGAGCUUUCUGCCCCGGAAAAAGCUUUGGUAUGGGAGGCUGACCCUCGAAGCACGCAAAUGGGGUGGAGAUUGGUGCUGCAGAGUCAUGUUGACCCGUUGGACAUCGUUGCAUGUUGUCAGAAAGGAGACACUGAGGACUACCACCGGCAUCGCUAUGCAAUAGGACUUCCUGAGGGAGUGAAGGACCUUCCUCCUGGAGUGGCGCUACCACUGGAGUCAAACCUCGUCUACAUGCAGGGUAUCAGCUUUAGCAAGGGCUGUUACAUCGGCCAGGAGCUCACAGCCAGGACUCAUCACACUGGGGUGAUUCGAAAGCGCCUCAUGCCAGUACGAUUGUCAUCUGCAGUCCAACACCACGAGGAGGGAGCCGCCUUGCAGACGCAGUCGGGCAAGCCAGCUGGGAAGCACAGGGCAGGGGUUGGUGAGCUGGGGCUGAGCCUAAUUCGCAUGGCACACGCCAAAGAAGUGUUGACACUCAAAUCUUCCGACGACACCACGGUGACACUUGAAGCCUCUGUGCCAGACUGGUGGCCUAAGGAUGUGAAAAUUAACUGAAG